GCAGAUUUUGUAAGGUAUGUUGCGUCUUGUAGCUAAUGUUUUCACCCGAUAACGUAUAUUUCCAGUCUUUAGUUGCAGUCUUUUGCAUAAUCGUGUUACUGUUAUUACGCAUAUUAAGCAUGGACAACACAAGUCGCAAAAGGUUUCGCCUAGGAUACAACAUGAUGACUCGUCAAGGGAGAAGAAGUCCUGAUGACAAAGAAGAGAUGAUGAUGGAUGCAGCUUUAAAAGAUGCUGGCAUGUUUGAGGAAAACAUGUCUAUUGAAGAUAAAAGAACUUGUUACAAUGUUCUUGAGAUGUCAAAGGACGAGUCGUCAUUCAGAUUAUCGACUUCCGGUCAACCCUCCCCUUCUCAAGCGAGCCCAGACCAUGAACUUCGAGACAGCUUCUCAAAACUCUCAACAACUAAAAAUGUGGAGUCUGCUGAUAUUUUUGAUGAUGUUGAAUGUGGCCAAGUAGCGGACAGCAACACAGCAUCAACAUCGAUUCCUAGGAAUGUCGAUGAAGUCGUUGUAGAGGAAAGAAGCCGGCCCCGCCCCUCAUUAAGCUUGAAAUCAACUUCAGAGAGGAAUAUGGGGCGUGGUCGAGCUAAACCAAUAAAAUACAAAUACCCUUCUCUGCCAAUAAAUGCUCCUGGACAGAAAUCUACCUCUUCCUCAAACUGUACCUCAGGCUCUCAUCAAGAUGCUGAGAGCUCCAUCAGACCACCGGAUCAAUCUCUGAACCUUGAGUCAAACUUAAAGAAUGUUUCUGCAAAUCAACCCCUCUCAUCUCCUCAGGCAACUAGCACAGAGGAGAUUGAAAAUAUGUUGCUAGAGAGCCCAAAACAAAGUGCCAGUGUAGAUGACAACUUACUCAAAGAAGAAGAAAUAAAACAAGAAAUAAAACAAGAAGAAGAGCUUGAUGUUGAAUCUUUAAGUCCAGAUGAGAGAGGAGUCACAGUAAAAAAUGAAAAGCCCUCUUCCCCUGCCUCUGUUGAAGAUGUGGGGGAAGACUACAUUAAGGAACCUCCAAAAACAGUUCAGGUUGGGAAGAGACCAUGUCAAGUCAGUCCUUUGGAGAAUUUGCUCAGGCCAUUGCCUAGCUGUUCAAUUUCCUUAUUCCUCAAGGAUUUGGAACAAUUUAAAGGCGAUAAAACCCUGUGGAUGAAGCAUGCUAAGGAGGCCUGCCGAACUGCAAGAUACGCGUUCAUCGACAAUUUAUUGAAAGAAAACCCUCACUGGGGUCAACCAGUAUCUGAUACAGGCUACAACAAUCAGACACUUUUUAAACAACAAGCUCCUUCGUAUAGUAAGCUUUUUAGUGAUAGGUCUACAGACCAGCAAGUCAGCAACCGACCUGAACGUCAGUCAAAGACUCAGGCUAUAUCAAAGAUAAGUGAAAGCACCACCCAAUGGGCUGAGCCAGAAUACCACAGUCUUAGGAGACUCAAACAGAGAGACCUUAAAGAAGAUCACUCUGGAAAUAGGCCUCAAAGGAGAAAACCUGAAACAUUUAUUGAUGAUGAUGACUGUGUUGAAUAUCCUAGUGGAAGUAGUGGUGAAAUUUGGCCAGUUGAAAGGACUGAACAGAAAAAGAAGACUGGGGAUAGUGAUUCUGAAGCAUCACCUGAUUCACCCAACAUCUCACAUGGCUUACAUGAUCCUUAUGAGUUCCCUGGAGAUGAUAACUGGAACACUGCAACAAGUAAAAACAAAAAUAAAAACAACAAGAAAGGUGGGAAACAGAACCAAGGUGACAUUGAAGUUGAAUGCAAACAGCCCGCUCGAAUUGGUACUCAGACUCCGGCCCAGCGUGGGCGCCAUAGCAAAACCUCUAGAGUCCAGAAAGGUGCUAUAUCAAGACCAUCAGAACAUGCAACACCAGGUAACAAUGCAAGGAAUAGAGGUGCUUCUGCUGACCAGUCUGAAGAUACAAAUUCCAAAAACAAUAAUAGGUGGUUGACCUCAAAUCAUAAUGAGAAUUCCUCUGAUAUUCCUACUCAAAAGUUUUAUCCACCCAAAGUAAGUCAACCUCGAAACCCUCCCUCAAUGCUGCGUAAAAAUUCAAGAGAAAGUAAAAGCCCAGAAGACUUUCUUGGUUCGCCUAGUUCUUCAGGAGCCCUAUAUGGAAGACAUCAGGAUGGUCAAAGUGAAGAAGCAGCAGUUGAAAGAAGGGAGUGUCCCAUUUGUUUUAAAAACUUUCCUGCUACAGAAAUCGAGGCUCAUAGCAGCGGUUGCAACGAUUGGCAAGGUGGUGCGCAAGGGGAGAAGCUAUUAGAUGAAAAUCAGAGCAAGGGAGGGUCAGACAAAAUAGCCAAAGUAACAGGCAAGGGAGAGUUGUCAUCCAGUGAUGGAGAGAACCAAUCAGCAUGUGACCAAUGUAAUUUGCUCAUCAAUGAAAAAUUAUUAGCUAAUCACACUAAAGAAUGCAAGGGAAAUCUCUCUGCCCCACCUUCUGGUCUCAAAAGAGGAAAUUCUCCUGAAAGGGAUGAUGGACCUGCCAAAAAGUCAACACGCCUUGUGCUGUAGUGCCAAUAAUCAGACUAAGCUUACUAUUUGCAUUUGGUAUUUUGGUAUUUUGUUCUCCUUCACCUGCUCUUAUAUAAGAAUAGGGUUAGUGUAAGAUUUACUUGAAAUCUAGGUAAUUUACCUUGAUAUUAUUUAAGACUUUGUGAUAUUUCUCUAUUACCUAAAUAUAAGUGUACCAAUCUUAAAGCAAAAGUUAAGAAUAUAUAGAUAUAUUUUCAAAAACAAAGGAUUGUGCCUGUCACUUAGCAAUUGAAGUGUGUUAGAUGAUAAAUAUCCAAUUUAUAUUUUUAUCUGAAUGGGAUUUGUUAACACAUCUUUGAUAAUGUUACGUAUUUAAAUAUUUGGUAAUGAAAA
Frankliniella occidentalis (western flower thrips) is the source of this 2864-nucleotide messenger RNA. Its product is annotated as formin-J. The record is from RefSeq and is a predicted model, not a curated record. Lineage: Eukaryota; Metazoa; Arthropoda; Insecta; Thysanoptera; Thripidae. The coding region runs from base 36 to 2510 and encodes 824 amino acids. The transcript is spliced from 15 exons.